AUCUCGUCCCGACGCACUUCGAGCCGAGUCGAUAGCCGCGGGCGUAUCAGCCCCGCACUGUUCCCUCGCGCGCCGUGUGUGUGGCGAGGCGGCGUCUGUUGCGUCCGAGCCAGCGUCCGGCAUCCCGUGGUCCGGCACCGAUCCCGGCUGACCUCGGCCGCCGCUUCGCUCUCCGGCCUUCCCGGGUCGUCUCGGAGACUAUCCUCACCCCAGGGAAUUUUUUUUAUCUUCGAAAUAAAUUUCGAGCGCCACCACACACGAAAUAAAAGAUGGACUCCGGCAAGAGGACCGAGAAACCACACAAUCCAAGAGAAACGGCGAACCCCCUGUCUGCACUCUUCUUUAUCUGGACAUGGAAGAUAUUCAGGAGGGGCAUGAAGAAGGAAAUGGAUGUUGAAGACUUGUUCCAGCCGCUAAAGGAACACAGGUCCGACUAUCUGGGCGACUGCCUGGAGAGUACGUGGAAGAAAGAGCUGAUGACGACGAAGAACCCAAGUUUACUGAGGACACUUUCCAAGCGUUUCUUCUGGAUGUUCGUGGUGUUUAAUAUACCUCUCGCCAUUGUUGAACUGGUAGCCAAGAACGUGCAGCCCAUGUUCCUCGGGCAGUUCAUACGGUACUUUGAGCCGGGCAGCAACUCGACUCUUGGAGACGCAUAUCUAAAUGCCUUCGGCCUGAUGAUGUGCAUAGUCUCCUACUCUCUGGUGAGGCAGGUGAAUCUCAUGGCCUUGAUACACAUAGGCAUGAAGAUACGCGUUGGAUGUUGCUCGAUGAUAUAUAGAAAGUCGCUGCGCCUGACCCAGACCUCGCUGGGGGAGACGACGGUGGGACAGGUGGUGAACCUGCUGUCCAACGACGUGAGCCGCUUCGACACGUGCCUGGUGAUCCUGCCGUACCUGGUGCUGGGCCCCACCCAGGCCGUCCUCGUCGCCUUCUUCAUGUGGCGGGCCAUGGGCGUGUCCACGGUGAUCGGCGUGGUGGCGACCCUGAGCUUCAUCCCUCUGCAAGCGUUCAUCGGCAAGAAGAUAGGGCCGUUGCGCCUGCGAAGCGCCCUGAGGACGGACGAGCGAGUGCGACUCAUGAACGAGAUCAUCUCCGGCAUCCAAGUGAUCAAGCUGUACACCUGGGAGAUCCCGUUUGCCAAGCUGGUGGCUCGAGCCAGACUAAAUGAGAUACAUCAAAUAAAGCUUGUGUCAUAUUUGAGGGCAGUUAUGACAAGCUUUGAAGGUUUCACCACGCGUCUUACUCUCUUCAUCACAAUAUUGUGUUACAUCCUGAUGGGGAAUUCAGUAACAGCUGAAAAGGUAUUUGUAGUUUCAUCGUACUUUACAAUCUUGAGAAUGUCAAUGACAAGAAAUUUCCCUCAGGCGAUAUCCACGACUGCAGAAACAAUAGUGUCCAUAAAACGCAUACAGAAAUUCCUCCUGUACGAGGAACUGGAGACUCCUAGAAGAUCCAACCUCCAGCAGAGCAAAUACGGGUCUGUUUCUCCGAACGAAAAGCCCCUUGCACUGACAUCGCCGCCCGGGGAGGAGGAGAAAGAAGAGGACGGAAAGAUCGAGCGAAUCGGGAUCGAAAUGUCGGGCGCGACGGCCAAGUGGACAGCCGAGUCGCACGAGAACACCCUGAGCGACAUCAACCUGAGAGUGUCGACGGGCCAGCUGCUUGCAGUCAUAGGCCCUGUGGGUUCCGGCAAGACCUCGCUGCUGCUGACGCUGCUGCGGGAGCUGCCUCUCACCGGCGGCUCCAUCGCGGUCAAGGGCAGGAUCUCGUACGCCUCGCAGGAGCCGUGGCUGUUCGCCAGCUCCGUGCGCAACAACAUACUGUUCGGGGAGCCGUACGACCGGAGGCGGUACCAGCAGGUGGUGAAGGCCUGCGCCCUCGUCAGGGACUUUGAGCUGCUGCCGUACGGCGACAGGACGAUCGUGGGGGAUCGAGGGGUCGCAUUCAGUGGGGGGCAGAGGGCACGCAUCAACCUAGCCAGGGCCGUGUACAAGCCGGCGGACAUAUACAUCCUGGACGACCCUCUGUCGGCCGUGGAUGCGCACGUGGGCAGACACCUGUUCGAGAGCUGCAUCUGCGGAUUCCUGAAGUACAAGACUCGCGUCCUCAUCACCCACCAGCUGCAGUUCCUCAGCCACGUCGACCACAUCGUCAUCUUGAACGAGGGUCGCGUGGAGGCCCACGGCAGCUACGCCCAGCUGCAGGAGAGCGGGCUGGACUUCGCGAGGCUGCUCGGCGAGCAGGAGGGAGACGGGUCUGGGGACGAGAGCGCUCCGAGUGAGAGGAGGUCCUCUCUCCGCCGCUCGAUGUCCCGUCACAAGCGACACAGAGAUGUGUCCAUCGGGAGCAGCACGUCCUCUGUGGAGAUGACUUCGGUGGAGGAGACUUCUCCGGAAGAGGUGCGAGAGAUGAGGACCAGGGGCAGGAUCUCACUGGCGACGUAUGUCUCGUACUUGUUCGCGAGUGGCAACUACUUCCUGGUGGUCGCGAUGGUGCUCAGCGAGCUGACCGCACAGUUGCUGUCCAGCAGCACUGACUACUGGCUCUCCUUCUGGACAAACACAGAGAGUCAGAGGGCUCUGCUGGAGUUUGAGGACUACAGCACGGGAAAUGAAACUGCGCUAGAUGAAACCUUCAAUUCUACGUACACAGCUGUACCAAGCGAGGACUCUCUGAUGAGCAGGGAGCUGUGCAUGUACAUAUUCUCCGGCCUCACUCUAACAGCUAUUGUGUUCCUUUUAUACAAGACCUUCCUUUUCUUCUACCUCUGCAUGAAGUCAUCGGUGACACUCCACAACAGGAUGUUUGACAGCAUUAUCCGCCUGCCCAUGAGAUUCUUCAAUGUCAAUCCUUCAGGUCAAAUAUUGAACCGGUUCUCAAAGGACAUGGGAGCAAUUGAUGAGCAGCUUCCACUUGUUCUGAUAGACUGUCUUUCAAUCGGCUGCAUGCUGCUGGGGAUCGUGACGCUGAUCGCCGUGGUCAACUACUGGAUCCUCGUGCCCACCGCUUUCGUGAUCGUGAUCUUCUACCUGUUCAGGACCGUGUACGUGCGUACCUCGCGCUCGGUCAAGAGACUGGAAGGCAUCACCCGCAGUCCAGUGUUUUCUCACCUGAAUGCUUCGCUGCAAGGACUGUCCACCAUACGGGCGUUUGGGGCGCAGAGAAUCCUGCAAGAGGAGUUCGACAAUCAUCAGGACCUGCACUCGUCAGCGUUCUUCCUGUUCCAAGCCUCCGGGCGAGCCUUCGGCCUGUACCUGGACGUCGUGUGCCACCUCUUCAUCGCCUGCGUGACGCUCAGCUUCCUCGUCAUGGGACGAGGAACGCUGGGGGGCAGCGUGGGUCUGGCCAUCUCGCAGUCCCUGGGGCUGACGGGCAUGUUCCAGUGGUUCAUGCGGCAGUCCGCCGAGCUGGAGAACCAGAUGACGUCAGUGGAGCGAGUCAUGGAGUACGGCAGCUUGGAGGACGAAGGGCCUCUGGACUCAGCACCAGAGAAGAAACCGCCGCAAGAAUGGCCGUCGCAGGGAAGAAUAGAGUUCAGAAGCGUGUACCUGGCAUAUGCCGCUGAAGAGCCAGCGGUGCUGAAGAAUCUGAACUUCACUAUCAGUCCAUCUGAGAAGGUGGGCAUCGUGGGACGCACGGGGGCCGGCAAGUCCUCGCUCAUCGCCGCCCUGUUCCGGCUGACCGGCGUCGAGGGCUCGGUGCUCAUAGACGGCGUGGACACCAGCACCAUCGGCCUGCACGACCUGCGCGGCAAGCUGUCCAUCAUCCCCCAGGAGCCGGUGCUGUUCUCCGGGCCGCUGCGCAAGAACCUCGACCCCUUCGACCAGUACUCGGAUGCCGUACUGUGGAGCGCGCUGGGGGAGGUGGAGCUGAAGGAAGUGGUGAAGGACCUGCCGGCCGGCCUGAACCACAAGAUGGCGGAGGGGGGCUCCAACUUCAGCGUGGGCCAGCGGCAGCUGGUGUGUCUGGCCCGGGCCAUCGUCAGGAACAACAAGAUACUGGUCAUGGACGAGGCGACCGCCAACAUCGACCCACGGACGGACGCCCUGAUCCAGGAGACGGUGCGGCGCAAGUUCGCGGACUGCACGGUGCUGACCAUCGCCCACCGCCUGCUGACCGUCAUGGACAGCGACAGGAUCCUCGUCAUGGACGCUGGCAGAGUCAUGGAGUUUGACCAACCACACAUACUCCUGCAGAACCGGUCCGGGUUCCUCUGGAGCAUGGUCCAGGAGACAGGCAAGGCCAUGGCUGAGACGCUGACGAGGAUGGCAGAGAAGGGCUACGGCGACUCUAAACACGAAAAGACGAGUUAGUACGAUCCAUCAAUUCGAAGACAUUACAAGCUGCCUAUAGUAUUACUAGUCAGGUAAUGAACUCACACUGGAAGUUUAAAACAAAAAGUGUUGCAAGAUUUUUAACUUCUCAAUAAUCAUAAACAUUCACUCGGAACGAAUAAAAUAGAACCUAAUAAAUUUAUUCUUAUUGUAUGAGUACUGCUAAGUUAUUGUUCUGGUAGAAAAGCUGAAGAUUGUACGAUCGCCAUACUGAGAGAUGAGCUAUCGUCAAUAUGCUGUAAAAUUUUACUUGCCUGAAGAGGGUAACAUUAUAAAAAACAAUUGUGGGAGGUUCACUAUAUGAAAGUGUUGAUAAUACUUGAGAAAAUAAAGACCGAGUUUCGGCCUUUUUCAAUUAUAAAAACAAAGAAAAUUUAAUGGUUUUUCAAUUAAUAAAUAUAUUUACCAGAUAUUUUAAUUUUUUACCUUUAUGCUGUUACCGUGAAAUGUCUGGAUAAAUGAAAGUGACUUAAUGACAAAUGACAAAGAUUUCAUGCAUAUUCUAUAUAGUCAUCAGAAAAUUCUCGAAUAGCUUAUGAAAACAACCUAAAAAUUCAAUCACCUAUAUAUUUGUGCAAAUUUAAUUAUAUUUACAUGAUGUUCUUUGAAAAACUGUGAAGAAAACUUGGUAGUUGACUUUUUGUAGAAAUUAAUUUGUGAAAGUUUUCAAUGGCAAAUGUUGUUUUUAUAAUGAAAAUAAUAAGCCUUAUGAUUUAGCACUGGCAGGUGAGCUGUUGUACUUUUGGUAAUAUUCACACGCUCCAUACCUCGCUCCCUCCUUUGUCCUGAAUACUUUAGACUAAUUCCUCCAGACUCUUCAAUAAAACAUACGCCAAGUUGUCUCUCCCUAUCAGCUGACCAUUUUCAUUUCUUGUAAAGAAUAUUUUAUGUCCAAGUUUAACUGAUGAAAACUUCGAUGCAUUCAGAACCAACCGUUUUCGCAGUAUUAGGUAGUAUUCAUUUGUAUAUUUCUUUAUAUAACUAUGUAUCUACUUGUCAACAAAUGUAUGAAUAUGAAGUAUUAAUAAAGUGAUGAUUCUGUU
Messenger RNA from Bacillus rossius redtenbacheri, 5380 nucleotides. RefSeq names its product ATP-binding cassette sub-family C member 4-like. The transcript is spliced from 26 exons. Gene Ontology annotation, biological process: transmembrane transport. Gene Ontology annotation, molecular function: ABC-type transporter activity; ATP hydrolysis activity; ATP binding. Gene Ontology annotation, cellular component: membrane. Bases 270 to 4316 code for a protein of 1348 amino acids. The record is from RefSeq and is a predicted model, not a curated record. NCBI's taxonomy places the organism in Eukaryota, Metazoa, Arthropoda, Insecta, Phasmatodea, Bacillidae.